Molecule: messenger RNA, 3354 nt
Organism: Seriola aureovittata
Lineage: Eukaryota; Metazoa; Chordata; Actinopteri; Carangiformes; Carangidae
Gene: tfe3b
Product: transcription factor binding to IGHM enhancer 3b
Exons: 9
Coding region: 188-1552 (454 amino acids)
Biological process (GO): regulation of transcription by RNA polymerase II
Cellular component (GO): nucleus
Molecular function (GO): RNA polymerase II cis-regulatory region sequence-specific DNA binding; protein dimerization activity; DNA-binding transcription factor activity, RNA polymerase II-specific
Source: RefSeq, a predicted model, not a curated record
UCAGUCCGUUGGACCGAGGUAAACAACGCUGUUCAGUGCCGUGGCUAUCGACUGUUGAAGAGCUUGUAUUCACUGACUGAAAAAAAUGGCAAAGAAAACGGAGGACCUCGGGGAUUUAUGGCUGUGACUACGUUAAACAAAUCUAUUACCACACUCCAUCCCUAGAUCUGGAUCCCUCUCCUCAGCCAUGUCGUCACGUGUGUUGCUGCGGCAGCAGCUGAUGCGAGAGCAAGCCCAGGAGCAGGAGAGACGUGAGGCCCAGCAGCAGGCCUCUGCCUCUCAGCUCCGGGCCUCUGACUCCACUCCAGCCAUCUCUGUCACUCUUCCCCCAAAUGCUGCCCGUCCCCCUUCAGCACAGGUGCCUGUGGAAGUGCUGAAAGUGCAGACCCACUUGGAGAACCCCACCAAGUACCACAUCCAGCAGGCACAGAGGCAACAGGUGAAGCAGUACCUGUCCACCACCCUGGGCAAUAAGGUGGUUACUCAGACACUGGGUGUGUCCCCUGUGCCGCAGUCCAGUUCUGCCCCUGAAGUUGCUCCUACUGCCAGCAGUGCCCCUAACAGUCCUAUGGCUCUGCUUAACAUUGGAUCCAACAAGGAGGAAAUUGACGAUGUGAUCGACGACAUCAUUAGUCUUGAAUCCAGUUUUAAUGACGACAUCAUUACAUUGAUUGACUCAGGACUUCAGUUGCCUAGCACGCUCCCAGGAAAUCUGUUGGAUGUCUAUCAUAGCCCUGGAAUGGCAGCACCCACUCUCACGGUCAGCAACUCCUGCCCUGCUGAUCUUCCAAAAAUUAAAAGGGAAAUUACUGAUGCAGAUGCCAAAGCGCUAUUGAAAGAAAGGCAGAAGAAAGACAACCAUAACCUCAUUGAGAGAAGGCGGAGAUUCAACAUCAAUGACCGCAUAAAGGAGCUGGGGACUCUAAUACCCAAGUCAAAUGACCCUGAGAUGCGUUGGAAUAAAGGCACCAUCCUGAAAGCUUCUGUCGACUACAUCAGGAAGUUACAGAAGGAGCAGCAGAGAGCCAAGGACAUUGAGAUGCGACAGAAGAAGCUGGAGCAAGCAAACCACAGUCUAAUGUUACGCAUCCAGGAACUGGAAAUGCAGGCACGGAUCCACGGCCUUUCCAAUUCCAACAGCAUCUCCUCUGGUCUGGGCUCUGAUCCCUCCCUGCUCCAGCAGCAGCAUGUCCCACAGAGCGGCCAGUCUCUGCCUCCCAGUGCAGGAGGAGCCCCGUCUCAGAACCUCCUCAGUUUGGGAGCCAUUGGACAGCCUCUGCCAGCCUCCUUCCUGUCCCCGCCCUCCUCUGACUCUCCUGCAGGAGUCACCAUCAGCAGCCCUCUGGACCUGGGCAGCCUGAGCUUUGCUGAGCUGGACGACACCUCGGCCUCAGCGCUCUACCCUGAUGUGGGCUUGGGAGACAUUCUUAUGGAUGACGGGUGCACCCUGUCUCCGGAGAGGGUGGGUGAUCCACUCUUCUCUCCUUUGUCACCAGGUGCCUCUAAAACCAGCAGUCGCAGGAGCAGCCUUGAAAUGGACGAGGACUUGUGAUGAGCGCUGUGUGGCGAUCAGAGACUGUCUGUAGGGACAAGAAUGUCAGGAAGUGCUGUCUAUCCUUAAAUAACGUUAGUCUAUUUAUAGGAUUGUAGAAUUGAACUUAGAAAAGCGAAACUAGCUAACAUUAAGAUCAAAACUAACGUAAACGUUGCAUCAGGAGAAACUAAGUUCUUCUUGAAUAUUCUUGCCAUACAGACCUAAAUAUUAUUGUUCCUGUUUGGAGCAGGUCAGAUGAUUAUGUCUGGAUUUAUAAAUGCAAUCUUAUUAAAACGGAAUAUUGUAUAAUAGGGGCAUGGACUUAGCAUUAAGAAAUAAUACAUUCUUAAAUAGUUUUUAAGAUUUUCAUCAGAGAUUUAAGAGGGAUAUAACGUUUGCUUGAAUUUAUUAUGUGCUCAUUUAUAGGGAGGAAAGCUGUGAGGUUUCUUUUUCAUGACAGCAAUGGCAUAACAAACUUAUUAAGAGAUGCCAACAUACAUUACAUGUUUUGUUUUUUUUUUUGUUUGUUUUUUCAACUGACUGGAAUCAGGGUUUGUUAUUAGCAUUCACAUGCUCAUCUGUGUUGGGUUGUUUCACCAGCAGCUACAGAAGGGAUCUUUGUAAAGUGAAUUGGCACAUUGUGAAAUAUUUACUGCAUAUUGUAUAUAAGAAUAUUUUAUUUUGAGCAAUUUUAUUGCACCUUAUUUUAUGGCAGUCUAUGCAUUUUAUGAGAGCUUUUGUCUGUUUUUAUUACUUUUACACACAGUGGACAGCUAAUGCCCAGGUUGCAUGUAUUUGUAAUAAACUGAAAGCAGUGUAAAAUCACUUGCUGCUGCAGCUAGUUAGCCAAAGCAGGACUUCUUCCAGAGUAGCUACAAAUUACAAAUCAGCGUUUUAUUUUUUGAAUAUAUUCACUCAGUCAAUGGAAAUGCAAGAGAGUAUGAUAAAUGCAGAACAAUUUUAUCCUUUUACAAUAGUACUGUAGUUCAUUACAUAUUUUUUUGAUACCUGAAUAAUAGUUUGAUAAGUAGUUUCUCCUGACUAAUAUCUGUGUUGUCAGUAAUAGUUUGUCUCCAUUAACCGUGGUGAUCACUGAGUGAUUUUACCAGUUAGCAUAUUGAACCAAGAUUGUGGCUUUUCUUUUUUCUUUUUUUUCUCCUUUUUUUUGACGAUCAAAAUCAAUAUAUCUAUUAAUGCUUUAUUGCUCACUGUAGUAUGAAUUCAGAGAGCUUUGACCUUGUAUUACACCAACCACUAGUCUCACCUCUGUGAUAAUAAGGUAUAACUGUUUGUGUGAAAUCUGAAAUGCAACUACUAAUCUACAAACUAGCCACAAACUUUAGAGAGGCAUUAAAUUUGUCAGAUGCUUAACGCAACUUUAUGUACAGUUAAUGAACGUGUUUGAGAAAGUACCUGCAUAUGUGUAGUUGUAUGGUUUUUGUAACACAGAUAUACUGUUAUUUUUUUCCUCCAACACAACCUCCAAGUUAUUGAUACACUUAAAUUUUAAAGUAUUCCAUGAGCAGUGGUCACAUAAAAACAGAUUAUCCAAAAACAUUGUACUUUAGAUCAUAGCACUGAUUGACAUUAAUUGGUGGUUACAGCGAUUUUAAGGUAUCCCUCUUGUUCAUUCAGAACAUUGAGGUACAUACGGUCAGCCUUUUCCCCUCAUACUUUUUUGCUCUCCACAAUAUUAACCAUGUCUUACCCUGACAUAUAUUUGAGUGCUAACAUGGACUGUUAACCAUACACGUAACAUUUCUGUCUUGUCCCUACAAGUUGGCUUUCAGAAGAUUUUAACAAAUAAAUGAUUCCCAUUG